Molecule: messenger RNA, 1254 nt
Organism: Raphanus sativus (radish)
Lineage: Eukaryota; Viridiplantae; Streptophyta; Magnoliopsida; Brassicales; Brassicaceae
Product: caffeoylshikimate esterase-like
Exons: 1
Coding region: 83-1066 (327 amino acids)
Cellular component (GO): membrane
Molecular function (GO): lipase activity
Source: RefSeq, a predicted model, not a curated record
CCACUCAUCACCCACUCAUCAGAACCACAAGACACACAAAAGAAAAAAAAAACCAAUCUCUCCUGUCUUCGAACUAGAUCGAAUGUCCGAGCACCAUCUCUCCCCAGAGAUCAACUUCUGGGGAGACGACACUCCAGAACAAGACUACUUCAACCUCAAAGGCAUCGUCGGCUCCAAAUCCUACUUCAAAUCCCCACGAGGCCUCAACCUCUUCACCCGCUCGUGGCUCCCCUCCUCCUCCUCCUCCUCCUCUCCCCCGCCACGUGGCCUCAUCUUCAUGGUCCACGGCUACGGCAACGACAUCAGCUGGACGUUCCAGUCCACAUCCAUCUUCCUCGCCCAAAACGGCUUCGCCUGCUUCGCUCUCGACAUCGAAGGCCACGGCAGAUCCGACGGCGUCCGCGCCUACGUCCCCUCCGUGGACCUCGUCGUCGCCGACAUCGUCUCCUUCAUCGACACCGUCAAGAAGAAGAACCCUAACUACCGAACCCUGCCUCGGUUCCUCUUCGGAGAAUCGAUGGGAGGCGCGAUCUCUCUCCUGAUCCACUUCGCGGAUCCGUCGGGGUUCGACGGAGCUGUCCUCGUCGCUCCCAUGUGCAAAAUCUCCGACAAGGUGAGGCCUAAGUGGCCGAUCGAUCAGUUCCUGAUCGGGAUCUCGAGAUUCUUUCCGACGUGGGCCGUCGUUCCGACGGAGGAUCUGCUGGAGAAGUGCAUCAAGGUGGAGGAGAAGAAGCCUAUCGCGAGGAGGAAUCCGAUGAGGUAUACGGAGAAGCCGAGGCUGGGAACGGUGAUGGAGCUGCUUAGGGUUACGGAUUACUUGGGGAAGAAGCUUAAAGAUGUGGGGAUUCCUUUUAUCGUGUUGCACGGGAGUGCGGAUGUUGUGACUGAUCCUGAGGUGAGCAGAGAGUUGUACGAGGAGGCGAAGAGUGAGGACAAGACGUUGAAGAUCUACGAAGGGAUGAUGCAUUCGAUGUUGUUCGGUGAGACUGAUGAGAACAUUGAGAUUGUUCGUGGGGAUAUUGUUGGUUGGUUGAAUGAUAGAUGUGGUGGAGGAGACAGAACAUGAUUCUCUGUUUUAUUUGAUGAUUUAAUGUUGUGUAUAGUCCUAUUUUUUAUUAAGAAACAAUGUUUUUAGGUUAAAUGUCUAGAAAUUGAUAUACAGAUCAAUCACAUUGUUCUUGCAUAUUAUUUUUUUUCUUGAUAAUGGUUAGUUUCACUCUUUAUACAAAUGCAAGCUCAGUUUCUCUAGUUCAA